Torulaspora globosa is the source of this 351-nucleotide messenger RNA. It is a transcript of the gene RPL28, whose product is annotated as 60S ribosomal protein uL15. Gene Ontology annotation, molecular function: structural constituent of ribosome. Gene Ontology annotation, cellular component: ribosome; cytosolic large ribosomal subunit. The transcript has a single exon. Bases 1 to 351 code for a protein of 116 amino acids. Gene Ontology annotation, biological process: translation. NCBI's taxonomy places the organism in Eukaryota, Fungi, Ascomycota, Saccharomycetes, Saccharomycetales, Saccharomycetaceae. The record is from RefSeq and is a predicted model, not a curated record.
AUGGCCGGUGGUCUACACCACCACAGAACCAACUUGGAUAAGUACCACCCUGGUUACUUCGGUAAAGUUGGUAUGAGAUACUUCCACAAGCAGAAGGCCCACUUCUGGAAGCCAGUCUUGAACUUGGACAAGUUGUGGACCUUGGUGCCAGAAGCUAAGAGAGACGAGUAUUUGCAAUCUGCUUCUAAGUCCGCUGCUCCUGUUAUCGACACUUUGGCUGCCGGUUACGGUAAGGUCUUGGGUAAGGGUAGAAUUCCAAACGUCCCAGUCAUCGUCAAGGCUAGAUUCGUCUCCAAGUUGGCUGAGGAAAAGAUCAGAGCUGCUGGUGGUGUCGUUGAAUUGAUUGCUUAA